UCCGCCAUUCCGGCACUGCCUGCCCAGCCGCGGAGCUUCCGCCACUGCUCCCAGUCCUGCCGCUCCGACGGUGCGUCGCUGCUCGCCCAGGGCAGAGCCGCUCGUUGUGGCCUCAUGGCUCGUGGUACAUCUGAAGAUGAAGAGGAAUGAUGACAUUAAGUCAUUUUUCCUCAAUUAUGAGGCAAAAACAAGAAAGGUUGCAGCCCAAGAGCAACAUAAACCUGAUAUUGAUCCACCUCCACUGCCUCCACUCCAUUUAGAUUCAGAGAUUGACAUUGAUAUUUAUUCACCUCCAGUCCAUUCCGAUCUAGAGAUUGACAUUGAUAUUGAUGAUGAAGCGCCACGACAACCAUCACCUCAACAUCCAAAUGCAAGAUCAUAUAAUAUUCAAAGGCUUCCAACUAAUCCAGGGGAAAGGAUUCCUAUUUCAGAGUAUGAUGUCGGUGAUCAAGAUAAAGUUCGGAAACGGUACAUUGCAAAGAAUGCAAUCCAACCAUAUGCACACAACUUUGAAGUCAAGAAAAUGCGACAUGACAUGCUUCGAGAUGUUAGAGCUCAAAAGGUUUUGGAAGCUCUUGAAAUGGGUGAGAUUGAAAGUGGAAGUGGGCUAAAUCAAGAGAUGGGACUAUCUAGACCCGGCGAUACUCGUUGGGUUUCUCAUUUUAAAACCAUUAUGCAUAUUGUUAGCAUAUGUAUUCCACAAUUCUUGAGGUACUUGACGCCAUUGGAAAAGAUCCUUCACAAAAAGGUGAAUGGACAAGAAUACAUGGAGUUACUCAAGCCAUUGAAUCAUUUGAAUUUGUUUUCAAUCUUCACUUGAUGCUUGUUAUUCUUGGCUAUACAAAUGAGUUGUCCAAAUCUUUGCAAAAGAGAGAUUAAUAUAUUGUUAAUGCAAUGGCACUUGUUAGUUUGGCAAAGAGUAGAAUGCAACACAUGAGGUGUCAUGGUUGGGAAGAAUUUCUUGCAAAGCUAACCUUAUUUUGCAACAAACAUGGCAUUCAAGUUCCUUUAUGGCAGGAUACUUAUGAGCAUCAUGGAAGAUCACGUCGGUAUUAUGAAGUACAAACAAAUGAUGAUCGUUAUAGAAGAGAAAUAUAUCUUGGUGUCAUUGACCAAAUCAUUCAAGAGCUUAACAACCGGUUUGACGAGGUUAAUACGGAGUUGCUUAUUUGCAUGUCGGCUUUGAAUCCCCUCAAUUCAUUUGCUUCUUAUGAUGCAUUCAAGGAAAUAAAACUUGUUGAAUUCUAUCCCAUGGACAUAUCAAGCACGGAUUUGAUAAGGCUAGAAUUUCAACUUGGUACUUUUAUUUAUGAUAUGAGACAAGAUGAUAGGUUUAGAAAUGCAAGUAAUAUUGGUGAUCUCUCUAUUUUGCUUGUUGCAACAAAGAAGCAUGUUCUUUAUGAUUUGGUCCACUUACUCAUCAAAUUGAUAUUGAUUUUACCAGUGGCAACGACGAGUGUUGAAAGGGUAUUUUCUGCAAUGAAUCUAGUGAAAAAUAAAUUGAGGACUAGCUUGGGUGAUGAUCGCUUGAAUAAUUGCUUGAUGAUAUUCAUUGAGCGAGAUGUGUUCAUGAAAGUAAGUGAAGAUGAAAUAGUUGAUGCUUUCAUGGCAAUGUAACGACGUAGAGUUACCUAGUGUUGUAAUUUUUUACUUCUGUUUCUUUCAUGUAAGCCUUUUGUAUUGUAACUGAGCACAUUUGGGAUAUAUUUUGUGAACUAAAUGGUUGUGAGAUUUGAAUUGAGCUAUUUAUGUAAUUCUUUUGCCAUAUUUUGUUACACUUGGAUUAGGUAGGAUUUUUUUUUAAAGUGUGCACACCCUUCAUUUCGUUCCUCGUUCCGCCACUGCUUUCGGACGCCGCACGAGUCGAGAAGCUCAGGGCUAUGGCGACAGACCGACGGUAGACCAUGGGUUCAUUUUACAAGUAAGAUAGCCUAAAUUAUAUUCAUUUAUUUAUACUACAUUUUUUUACUUAUUUUUAACUUAUUAUCUCAACAUACUGUCUGGACCGAUUUAGUUUCCCAACAAUGCUACUAUAUAUUGUGAUAAAAUACUCAUGUUAUACAAUUUUAACAUCUACAAUACAAUUAUACAUACACUAUAUUUAUAGAAUAUAGUAUGCAUAAAAGGUGGCAUUUAUAGUUUCCUUCUUUAGAUAGUUCCCCUUAAAAGCCCCCGUUAGAUCAGAAUUCCUCUGUAGCAAAGAAAAGCCAAAAAGAUCAA
Hordeum vulgare subsp. vulgare (domesticated barley) is the source of this 2220-nucleotide messenger RNA. RefSeq lists its product as uncharacterized. The transcript is spliced from 3 exons. NCBI's taxonomy places the organism in Eukaryota, Viridiplantae, Streptophyta, Magnoliopsida, Poales, Poaceae. The coding region runs from base 137 to 820 and encodes 227 amino acids. The record is from RefSeq and is a predicted model, not a curated record.